AUGGCUGCCCGCCCGCGUCUUGAUGACGCGGCGGCGCUCACGGCCCUGCUGGAACAGCUUGCUGCUUCUGCGGCCGUGCGUUCAGCCCUGGCGGCGAAGGGGUACUCUUCUCUUAGUUCUUUGGCCUACGCUCUUGCGGAUCCCUCUGAUCCCGACGAGGUCAAGGUCUUCAUCUGCACGCUGCUCGGUCUGUCUGACGACACCGCCGCAGCGGGUCUCGUGUCUGCAGACGCGGCCUGUGUCCGUCGCCUGCUGUCCGAGGCUGCUCUGGCGGCGCCCCCUCGUGUCACCCCGGGACUUUCCACUCUGGGUCUGCCGCUCCAGCCCACGGACUUCACACAUUUGAAGAAGGACUUCGUGGCUAAGUACCCGGGGGAACUCCUCACCCCGUCAUCCACCCCGUCUCUCGAGUUCCUGUCUCUGCUGAAGCAGCACAGUGACUCUGCCGCUUCCCUCUGGGUCCCGUGGCGCUUGCGCACGUGCUUGGCUGAUGCCGCUCGCUGGGAAGAGACGCGCAAACCUCGCAAUGACCGCUCCUUCAUCCGUCAGCUGCUGGAUGAUGUACCUGAGCCCCCUGGCCCGACGGUCCCGGUUAACAUGCAGGGUCAUCCGGAGCCGGUCCUGCGUCGUGCACUGUCUCUGCUGGCCACCGCGUUAGCCAUGUUAGAUCUCGUGCACCUUGCCACCAUAAAACAAUUUCACGAAAAAUUUCUGUCUCUGGCUCUGGCGGCUCCCCUCGAUCAGGCACUUCGCUCGCCCACCCUUCAGGAGAUUCUCCACGCGGACAGGGCGGUCUGGUCCUCCGUCUACGAGCUCACGAGUGAUCAUGGCUGGAGCCUCCCCGAUGCACUGAGCGAAAUCGCUUUCUGUCGCGGUGAAAUGUCGAAUCUACUCCAGCCCCGUCCACGUCCACCGCGCAUUCCGCCUCCGCCCUCCGCCGAUGGUAAACCUGGUAAGGGCCUGGGCAGGAAGCGUCAACUGACCGACGACUCGUCCGGUCACGAUUCCGCUGCGGCUAAAGCCAAGGCUAAAGCAGCAGCGGCCAAGGCCAAGACUGCUGCCAAUCCGCCUCCGAAAGGCUGGGACCCGUCCUGGUGCAAGACCAUCGGGGAGAAAGAGGCCUGCAUGCGUUUCGCAGUCGGCAAAUGCACUAAGACCGACUGCAAAUUUGUGCAUGGCUGCCCGGUCCCGCUUCCUUCCGGCAAAGCCUGCGGUCAGCCGCACUCCGCUCUGGACCAUGGCAAGACACCUCACUGA
Symbiodinium sp. CCMP2592 is the source of this 1257-nucleotide messenger RNA. NCBI's taxonomy places the organism in Eukaryota, Dinophyceae, Suessiales, Symbiodiniaceae. The record is from the annotation of a GenBank genome assembly.